This is a messenger RNA of Rotaria socialis, 1881 nucleotides long. The record is from the annotation of a GenBank genome assembly. Lineage: Eukaryota; Metazoa; Rotifera; Eurotatoria; Philodinida; Philodinidae.
AUGUCUAAGCUAAAACGGGAUCGUGCUCGUUCACUUGUUGAACUACUUCAACGAAUGCAAUAUCAACAGCCGACGGUUGUACCGCCAACCAGCACAAUCGAUCAAUUAUUAAACGAUGCUGGUUCAUUUGGUCUUUAUCAAAAAAUUCAAUUUCUUCUUGUCGGCAUUCUUGCUGUAUUACCAGCUAUGACAGCAUUUAAUUAUGUAUUUAUAGCUGCAACACCUGAUCAUCGUUGUCAAUUACCAUUAACAAAUUUCACUGAUACAUUUCAAAUACAAUCAAGUGAACAUCAAAAUUAUAUCAAUCAAUAUAUUCCAUCAUCAGCAAGACUUAGGAAAUGUUACUUGAAUGACAUCAAUUCGCAGGAUAAAAAAAUAAUCCCAUGUUCAAAAUGGGUAUUUGACAGUACAUUUUAUAAUACAACAAUAUCUACAGAUUGGAAUCUUAUUUGUGAUCGUCUUCAUUUGAAAGGUAUAACACAAAAUGCUUAUAUUAUGGGUACAAGUGGAUCAUUUUUAACUGGUAUUAUGUCGGAUAGAUUAGGACGUCGAACAACAAUGUAUUUACUUAUAUUAGUUUUAGUUCUUGUACUUAAUGCAACACAAUUGAUGAUGCAUUCCAAUCUUUCUCACGAUACAAAAUUAGUUAUUUUUACCAUAAGUCGAUUUUUAACUGGCUUUGCGCAAACCACUUAUUCCAUCACGCUAGUUUUACUUUUAGAAAUGACAUCAGCAACAAAACGUGUCUUAGCUAGUAAUAUUCUUUCCUAUUUUUAUACAUUAGGUGAAUUGUUUAUUAUGGUUAUCUAUUAUGUUACUCGCGAUUGGUCAUUAACAAUGUGGAUCUUGACUAUGUAUGUAAUGCCAUUUUUAUGUUACUAUUGGUGUGUACCUGAAUCAGCUCGUUGGUUGGUAUCGACAGGACAAUUAUUAGAAGCUCGAAAAGUUCUCCAUCGUAUUGCGUAUGUAAAUCGACGAACAUUAGAAAAUUCUGAAAAAAAACUUUACGAUGAUUUACAACGCGAUGCUCAUAUUCGCCCGAAACGUUACUCUUAUAUACAUGUUUUAAUUAGUGUUAUAAAAUCUCCUGUUAUGCGUCAACGUUGUUUAAUUAUAUUCUAUAUCAUGAUGACAAAUUUAAUGGUCUACCUUGGUAUUGGCAUGGGAAUAACAUCGCUAACAAAUGAACAUCCAUACGAAAUAUUUCUUUUUUCGAUAUUUGCCGAAUUUUUUGGCCUUUGUCUAUGUCAUUUUUGUGCAACGAAAUUUGGUAGAAAAAUUCCUCUAAUUAGUUUUUUCACUCUAUGUUCUCUAUCAAUAUUAGCAAUACCAAUAACACAUAAACAUUAUCCGCUAAUUAGUUUAUCAUCAGCUUUAUGUGCAAAAUUAUUUAUAUCAGCAUCACAAGCAUUAUCAUGGCUGUACACAACGGAAACCUAUCCAACUGUAAUACGUUCAACUGGUGUUGGUCUUUCAGUUAGUAUUGCAAGACUUGGUGGUGUAUGGGCACCGCAAAUAUCUUUAUUAGCACAAUCUGUUUGGUUUCCAUUACCAUAUAUUAUAUUUAGUGUAUGCUCAUUUAUUGCAGCAGUUUUUGCAAUAUUUCUACCUGAAACACGAACAAAAACAGCUCUACCAGAAACGAUCAAACAAGCAGAAAAAUCUGAUAACGAUGAUCCAUCCAAUCACGAUGCAUCCCAUGAAGUGCAAGAAGACUUUAGCGUUCAAAUAGAAAAAUUGCCUAUAUGUUAUGACGAUACAGGAAGUAAUACAGGUUUAGAUGAAGUACCAUCUUCAGAACAAAUGAAAUCAGAAGAAGAAUCGACAGUAACAGAUAUCGGGCAGCAAGAUAAGAUCGAAUUUUUAAAAAACUAUGAAUAG